Williopsis jadinii is the source of this 672-nucleotide messenger RNA. RefSeq names its product ESCRT-III subunit protein VPS24 (gene VPS24). Gene Ontology annotation, cellular component: multivesicular body; ESCRT III complex. The coding region runs from base 1 to 672 and encodes 223 amino acids. The transcript is spliced from 2 exons. Lineage: Eukaryota; Fungi; Ascomycota; Saccharomycetes; Phaffomycetales; Wickerhamomycetaceae. The record is from RefSeq and is a predicted model, not a curated record. Gene Ontology annotation, biological process: endosome transport via multivesicular body sorting pathway; protein transport; late endosome to vacuole transport.
AUGGAUUACAUCAAGAAGGCAAUAUGGGGACCAGACCCUAAGGAACAGCAUAGAAAGUGUAAGCAGCUCACACGUCGUAAUGCCCGUCAGUUGGAGAAGAGCAUCCGCGAGAUCAAUGCGCUCGAGAAGAAGACGGAGACGUUGAUCAAGCAAAGCGCUAAGAAGAACGAUAUGAAGAGCGUCAAGGUGUACGCCCGCGAGUUGUACGGGAUAAAGAAACAGCAGUCGAGGCUGUACAAGUCAAAGGCGCAGUUGGAGAGCGUUGGAAUGCAGAUCGAUGAGAGCUUUGGCAUGUUGAAGUUACAGCAGAACAUGGUGAAGUCGUCCAGUAUCAUGCGCGAGGUGAACAGCCUCGUGAGACUGCCACAGUUGACAGGGACCAUGAGAGAGUUGGAGCAGGAGUUGAUGAAGAGCGGGAUCAUCAACGAGAUGGUUGGCGACACGCUGGACACGAUGGACGAGGUGGAAGACAUCGAGGAAGAGGACGAGAUCAACGAGGAGAUCAACAAGAUUGUAUCGCAGUACACCACAGAGAAGUUUGACAAGGUCAACAACCUACCACACACACAGCUGGAGGAGCCGGCACCUCAACACGCGGAGCCAGAGUUGGAGGAGGAGGACGACCACGUGCUGAACGAGAUGAGGGAAAGGCUAAAGGCUUUACAGAACUGA